Molecule: messenger RNA, 1299 nt
Organism: Panicum virgatum (switchgrass)
Lineage: Eukaryota; Viridiplantae; Streptophyta; Magnoliopsida; Poales; Poaceae
Exons: 3
Coding region: 1-1299 (432 amino acids)
Biological process (GO): chloroplast organization; regulation of DNA-templated transcription
Cellular component (GO): chloroplast
Molecular function (GO): double-stranded DNA binding
Source: RefSeq, a predicted model, not a curated record
AUGUUCCCCUCCAGCGGCUCGCGGCGGCUCCUGCUCCUCAUCCGCCGCUCCGGCGCCGCGGCGGCAGCCGGCGGCACGAAUCCCCUCCAGCCCCGCGCCCUCCUCGGUCACUACUACUCCCCUACGCCCCUCGCGAGAUCCACCAAUGUGGACACCACCUCCUACCUCGUCGCCUCCGGCGGCCUCUCCCCCGACGCCGCUGCCGUGGUUUCCCGCUGGGUCCGCAUCCGCUCCACCGCCAAGGCCGACGACGUCCUCGCCCUCCUGCGCCACCACGGCUUCUCCAGCGCGCACAUCGCCCAGUUGCUUCGCAAGGCCCCGGUUAUCCUAAUCACCAACCCUGAGAUCACCCGACCCAAGCUCCGGUUCUUCGACUCCCUAGGCGUCGGCGCCACCGUCCUUGCCCAGUCGAACGUCCUCACGAGCAGCCUCAACAAGUUCCUCGUACCCUGCUUCGAGUUCCUCCGCGGCAUCGUCGGCACGGACGCCAACCUCCGAACCGCCUUCUCCCGUAAGCCGUGCUCCCUUCGUGGAUUGGUCCAGAAGAAGCUGCGCCCUGCCGUGGAAAAUCUCCGCCGCCACGGCCUCUCGGAUGAGGCCAUAUCGAAGCUAGUCGUCCUUAAUAUGGGCGUCCUCGGCAUGGCGCCCAACAGGAUCGCCGCCAUCUUUGAGGACCUUGAGGCGCUUGGCCUGCCCCUCACGGACCCCCGCUUCGUCCGGUGCUUCGCUCAUGGCCAUGGGAACAUCCAGAGGAAGCUCCUCUUCUUCCAAGACGAGCUGAAGAUCGCUCUGCCUCAGUUGAUUGCAGUGCCUAGAAUCAUGACAUUCAGCAUGGAGAAGAAUAUCCUCCCGAAAUGUGCUGUGCUGAGCCUGCUAAUGAGGGAAGGGAAGAUUCAGAGAGGCAUAAAUCCGCUUGGUCGUUUGCUUGGUCGUUUGGGCCUAUCUGCCAAGAAUUUCUCUGAGAGUUAUGUGAAGAAGUAUGAGAAGGAUGUACCAGAUGUUGUUAGGGCAUAUGAGGGGAAGCUAAAAUUCGAAGGGUGCUCUCUCUCAGGUGGUUCACAGCCUAAAAUCUUGACAUUCAACCUGGAGAAAAAUAUCCUCCUGAAAUGCGCUGUUCUUAACGCGCUGAUGAAGGGAAGAUUUGGGGAGACAUCUGCCCAGUCCUUUGGGUGCGUCCAGAAAGUUUUCACUGAAAGGUAUGUGAAGAAGUGUAAGAAGGAUGUUCCAGAUGCUGUUAGGACAUACGAGGGGAAGAUUCAAUUCAAAGGAUUCUUGGAUCAGGGUAUUGAAAUUCGCUAA